AUGGAUCCCAACGCCUCCGAUCACCACCACCACCACCAGCACCACCAUGACAACAGCCGUCGCCCACCCUCCGGAUCACCCUCCCACAUCACCCUCCCCGGCUCGCCCCUCAUGCUCGGCCUCAGCGGCCUAACCUCCGACUACUCCCCACGGCAGCGCGCACGACGGCCCAGCAUCAGCAGUCCACACCACCACCACCACCAAGCGGCACCGAGAGGACCAUCGAUCUCGCCUUCCCUCCGCGGGAGAUCGCCCCGACUCCGCUCCGCGCCGGCGGCUCCCUCCCCGCUCCUGGCGGGCGGCAGCGGCGCCGCACAGCACCUCGGCUCUCCGCGGCUGCUGGGUUCCCCACUCCUAGCGGUCCCCGAGAGCGGAGCCGCAUCCCAGCAGGAGGACGCACGGCUGGUGGCGCAGGAGGUCAGUCUGGGAAGACCGGCGAUUGCGGACGAGAAUGGGGAUGAUGAUGAUAAUCUCAACGGAGAUGAGGAAGAAAACGAAGAAGAAGGAGAAGCCGCCCUCGAUUUCCGCGCCGAACUCGCCGCCGCCUCCUCCUCCUCCCCUUCCCACUUCGGACGCCGGCCGGGCAGCAUCCGCGAGAUGUUCCCCGUCGCCGCCAGCGUCGCCGAAACCCAUCCUCACCCGCACCCUCAUCAUCGUCAUCCACACUCUCCGCGCCGCCAGACGUCCUUGCAGCUCUCCUCCUCGAUGCUCACCGCCGUCGACGCGGCGGGCGGUUGGCUCAUGACGGAUUUCGGGCAGGGGCGGAAAUCCGCCGACGGGAGCGUGGCGUGGUCGGAGGACUGGCGCAGGUUGGGAUUCCUGGCCCUCGGGGCGUGGGUCUGUGUGCUGGUGGGGAUCGGAGUGAUCUGUGGGGUUGAGGAUUGGAGGAGGAGUAGGAGGUGA
This is a messenger RNA of Dissoconium aciculare CBS 342.82, 903 nucleotides long. RefSeq lists its product as uncharacterized. Bases 1 to 903 code for a protein of 300 amino acids. Lineage: Eukaryota; Fungi; Ascomycota; Dothideomycetes; Mycosphaerellales; Dissoconiaceae. The record is from RefSeq and is a predicted model, not a curated record. The transcript has a single exon.